Messenger RNA from Melanaphis sacchari, 659 nucleotides. It is a transcript of the gene Tsen34, whose product is annotated as tRNA-splicing endonuclease subunit Sen34. Gene Ontology annotation, biological process: tRNA splicing, via endonucleolytic cleavage and ligation; tRNA-type intron splice site recognition and cleavage. Gene Ontology annotation, molecular function: nucleic acid binding; tRNA-intron lyase activity. The record is from RefSeq and is a predicted model, not a curated record. The transcript has 5 exons. The annotation marks the transcript as partial. NCBI's taxonomy places the organism in Eukaryota, Metazoa, Arthropoda, Insecta, Hemiptera, Aphididae.
UAAAUAAUAAUUAAUAGACAAAUUAAAACAACAAUAACAUGAUCGAUAUUCAUAUGAUUAAUAAUAAAGGAUUUAUUUGGAAUGCAGAUGAUUGGUACAUUUUACGAACAACCCAUCGUAUGUUGGGAAAUUUGAUUGGAACUUUACCUUCCACGCCACGCCAAGAAGAUCAAAAUGGUCUUCCUUGCCUUUUAUUAAUUGAAGAAGUUCGAUUAUUGGUUGAAAAUUGUAUAGGUCGAACUGUUGAGUAUCCAUCUUUUACAUCUUUACAUAUUAAAGAAACAGCCAAAAUCAAUCCAUCUGAUAUAUUACCUAAUGUCAUGUUACAUCUUGAUGAAAAAUGUUCAAAUGUAAUUGAAGUUCCAUUACCAGAGUUUAUUAAUGAUUUGGAAAGAAUCAGAUAUAAAGUUUUUAAAGAUCUAUGGUCAAAAGGCUUUUAUUUAACAUGUGGUAUGAAAUUUGGAGGUGAUUUUUUAGUCUAUGAAGGUGAUCCUUUAGCUUAUCAUGCUAAAUAUAUAGUCAACUGUAGAGAUUUGGACAAGCAAAUAAUGGUUUCACGUAGUAGAGUUAGUUCAAUUACUAAUAAAAAAAUGGUAUUAGCCAAAGUUGAUGGAAACUCUAUAUUAUAUUUAAUUUAUCAUUUAGAUGAUACAUCUCAG